Messenger RNA from Linnemannia hyalina, 1713 nucleotides. The record is from the annotation of a GenBank genome assembly. Lineage: Eukaryota; Fungi; Mortierellomycota; Mortierellomycetes; Mortierellales; Mortierellaceae.
AUGAUCUCAAACCUCAACCUGCGCUGCCGCAGGGUCGCAACGACUUCAAAGGCCUUUGUCGUCUCCACUAUCCGCCCCCUCCAGAAACACCGCUACACCCUCUACGACCUCCAAUACGUCUUCCUCUUCGCCCUCUUCUCCUUCUGCUACUACAUCAUGGACAAGCCCAUCUGGUUCAAGCUGCCUAUCGCCCUCGGCGCCAUCGGCCUCUUGAUCCCCAAAAAGACUCGCCAAUUCAUGCUCCCCUUCCUCGCUAUCGCUGCCUGGUUGAUCCUCUUCUAUUGCUGCCGAUUCAUCCCCUCAGCGUGGAGACCCCAUAUCUUUACCUCUGUCCUCCCUGCUCUCGAAAACAUCCUCUACGGCGGCAACAUCUCUGAGCUCCUCGCCAAGACAACGAGCCCCUUCAAGGAUCUUCUCGCCUGGAUGCCCUACGGUGUUCUCCACUUUGCGCUUCCCUUCAUCACUGCCGCAUUGAUCGUGUACUUUGGUCCUCCUGGUACUUUGCCCGUCUUUGCCAGAACCUUUGGCUACAUGAACCUCGCUGGUGUUCUCACCCAGAUUUUCUUCCCCUGCGCUCCACCAUGGUACGAGACCAACUACGGUUCUUUCGAGCCUGCUACCUAUGCCAUGCCCGGCAGCCCCGGCGGCUUGGCCCGUGUCGAUGACAUCCUCGGAACGAACAUGUACAAGUCAACCUUCACCGCUUCCCCCCUCGUCUUUGGCGCCUUCCCCUCCCUUCACUCUGCCUGCGCCUGGCAAUUGGCUUUCUUCCUCGUCUACAUCUUUGGCCCCCGCUCCAUCCCCUUCGUCGUCGGCUACGUCUUCUGGAUCUGGUGGGCUACCAUGUACCUCGGUCACCACUACGUCGUCGAUCUCGUUGGAGGCGCCGGAUACGCUGUUGUCGCCUUCUGGAUCGGCUCCUUCUUCUUGCCCUCUGUCUUGCCCUCGAUUCACCACAACGCCAAGGCCUCUCAUGUCAUCCACGAUCUUGGCGAUGCCAUGAACCACCAAGAGAAGCAAACACUCUUUGAUGCUGCGCAUAACGACGAUGACUUUGUUGGUUUCAAGCAGGACAAGGAAUGGGAUUUGAGUCAGGAUGAGGACGAGAACGAAAUCGAGGAGAUGUCAACUGUUGUUGUCGUUUCUAUCGAGCCCGAGAUGGAGGAGCGUCCCCUCUCCCAGUCUGCACCUGCCUCGCCCAUCACUGGUCCCAAGAAGAACGCCUCAUACCGUCAGAGCUGGAACGGCUGGCAGGGAUACGAAUCCUGGAUGGAGGUCUUGGUCAGUGUCAACUCGCCUCGUCCUUCGCCCCGCAACUCGCCUGCCAGCUCACCUCGCAACUCGAGCUCUCAUUCGAGCGGAUAUGGCGGCAAGAGCCGUCGUCACAGCCGCGAUUCGAUGCACUCUGUCACCACCUUGAACCUUGAUGUCGAGGCUAAUGCUGCCUUGGUCCAGUCUGCUUUGGCAACCAUUGCCGAGGAUGGUGGCCAGGGUAGCUCAUCGAUGCCCAAGGGCCGUGCUCGUCCCUCCCGCCUGAACCUGGACCAGUCGAGCGGUUCCUCCUCCACUUCUGGAUCUGCGCCCACUAGCCCAGCCACCACCGAGACCGAUGCCGAGUCUAGCCAUUCUGGUUCGUCGAGGCCAUCAUCUCCUCGGUCCCUUGUCUCUGGAUCGUCUUCGCCCGCUCUCGGCAAGCGUUUCAAGGACGAGUAG